This is a messenger RNA of Panthera uncia (snow leopard), 1558 nucleotides long. It is a transcript of the gene RUSF1, whose product is annotated as RUS family member 1. The coding region runs from base 150 to 1556 and encodes 468 amino acids. The record is from RefSeq and is a predicted model, not a curated record. NCBI's taxonomy places the organism in Eukaryota, Metazoa, Chordata, Mammalia, Carnivora, Felidae. The transcript is spliced from 13 exons.
AUGUUGGUUCCCAGGCUGCACAAAGGAGGACGCAAAUGCCCGCGACCUUUUGGUGAGGAAAGAUUGCACCUCUACAGCCGCCGUAGCCAAGCCGGAAAUGUAGUCCUGCCACGUUUCCUGUCUAGCGGGCCUGAAGGAAGAGCUGCGAGAUGGCUGACGCCACGAAUCUUAAUCGCCCACUGUGCUGUGAACAGUUCGGUUCCGGGGCGGCGCGGGGCUGUUUCGCCGCCGCCGACGGGAGUCUGCAGUGGGAAGCUUGGGGGUGGCGCUGGUGGGAUUUCUCCGGGGCCUUUACAGUGAAACCCCAAAGACUGGCUGGCGGCGCAGGGGGUGCUCUCGGCACUGCUUCACCACCUCUCUCCAGCCUCAUAGCCGUGUUCCUGCCUCAGGGCUUCCCCGAUAGCGUCAGCCCGGACUAUCUGCCCUACCAGUUAUGGGAUUCCGUGCAGGCCUUUGCUUCCAGCCUCUCAGGCUCCCUCGCCACCCACGCAGUCUUGCUGGGCAUAGGGGUGGGGAACGCAAAAGCUUCUGUUUCAGCUGCCACUGCCACCUGGUUGGUGAAAGAUUCAACUGGCAUGUUGGGCCGCAUCAUCUUUGCCUGGUGGAAAGGGAGUAAACUGGACUGCAAUGCCAAGCAAUGGAGGCUUUUUGCUGAUAUCCUCAACGAUGUAGCUAUGUUCCUCGAGAUUAUGGCUCCCAUUUAUCCAAUCUUUUUCACCAUUACCAUCUGUACCAGCAACCUGGCCAAGUGCAUUGUGAGUGUGGCUGGUGGGGCCACUCGGGCUGCCCUGACCAUGCACCAGGCCCGGAGAAACAACAUGGCUGAUGUGUCAGCCAAGGAUAGCAGUCAGGAGACACUGGUAAACCUGGCAGGGCUCCUGGUCAGCCUCUUGAUGCUUCCCCUCGUGUCAGAUUGCCCUGGCUUCAGCCUUGGUUGUUUCUUCUUCCUCACUGCCCUUCACAUCUACGCCAAUUACCGGGCAGUCCGAGCCCUUGUCAUAGAGACCUUGAAUGAAGGCCGACUCCGGCUGGUCCUGAAGCACUUCCUUCAGAGGGGAGAGGUACUUGGCCCCACUUCAGCUAAUCAGAUGGAGCCACUGUGGACAGGUUUUUGGCCGUCUCAGUCUCUAUCCCUGGGGGUCCCCCUACACCGCUUGACCUCCAGUGUUUUUGACCUGCAACAGCUGGUUGAGGGACACCAAGAGCCCUACCUCCUUCACUGGGACCUGUCACAAAACCAGGUGCAAGUUGUUUUGAGCCAGAUGGCAGGCCCUGAAACCAUCCUAAGGGCCGCUACACACGGGCUGGUGCUUGAAGCCCUGCAGGGAGAUGGGCCCCUCCCAAGAGGGCUGGAGGAACUGAGGAACCAAGUACGGGCAGGUCCUGAGAAAGACAACUGGGUCAUCGUCAGGGACACACACCAAGUGUUGGACAAGCUAUUCCCAAAGUUCUUGAAAGGACUGCAGGAUGCAGGCUGGAAGACUGAGAAGCACCAGCUAGAGGUGGAUGAGUGGAGAGCCACAUGGCUUCUGUCUCCAGAAAAGAAGGUCUUGUGAGG